UGAACAGCGGUGUUCUCUCAGUAAAGAUGUGGUGUUUCUGGGUGUUUCUGCUCUACUCUGUGCUGCAGGAAUCUUCAGGCUGCACUGUAGAGCGAGGUUCUGGAGACACCAUCACCAGAUCUGCUGGAGAUUCUGUGGAGCUGCCGUGCUCCUGUACACAACAAACAAAGGAAGAUCCUCAGACAGUUCAGUGGGGAUUUAAGAGAAAGUUCAUGCAAGGCGACUACAGAGCUGAUCACUCAGUGUUUCCAGAGGACGGCAGACAGAAUCGGCGCUACAGAGGCAGAGUUCAGAUACUGAAUAAACCAGGAACUGUAGCUCUAAUCAUCUCCCACCUCACUGAGGAAGAUGAAGGAGCGUAUCUGUGUGGAAACAACGGGAAAUAUAACAGGGCCGUCUUUCUCCAAGUCUCCACAGGCUGUGCUGUGCUGAGUGUCAGUGAGAGAACGUUCUUCAGAUCUCCAGGAGAGUCUGUUCUGCUGCCCUGUCCCUGUCCCCCAGACCAACACAGGAUCAACCCUGACAGAGUCACAUGGACUAAAGAUCAGACCGCAGUGUCUAAUGAUACAGAAUCCUACAGAGGCAGAGUCUGGAUGUUCAACCAGAACCAUUCCAGAAAUUUCUCUCUCCUCAUCUCAGAUCUGACUGAAGAGGACUCUGGACUCUACACCUGCAGAGCUGAUGAGAAGGACAUGCCAUAUGUCCAGCUGGAUGUCACAGGCUGCACUCUGUCAGAGAAUAAGCAGACUGUUCCAGUCAGUAGAUCCUCAGGAGAGUCUGUUCUUCUGUCCUGCACCUGCACUGACCAGCAGGGCAGACCUGUGGGAGUUCAGUGGAGAACACCAAACCAGGAAGAUCUCCUUCAGCGCUACAGCGCCCGAGUUCAGACAUCUAACCAGAGCUCUACAGGAAAUUUCUCUGUACUGAUCUCAGACCUGACUGAAGAGGACGGAGGAACAUAUUCAUGCUGGAUAAACCAGAAUCAGUACAGGAACUUCAGCCUCACUGUUAAAGACUGCAAACUGUCAGAGACUCAGGAGAAAGACAUCCACAAAUAUCCAGGAGAGUCUGUUCUCCUGCCCUGCUCCUGCUCUGACCAACACACCAAACCAGUAAGUGUGAAAUGGGAGCGUGUGGUCUCAGGAGGGACUGAGGUAUCCAAUGAGAUGGAGCUCUACAAAGGCAGAGUCCAGAUGUUUAAUAGGAACCUACCGGCAAAUCUCUCUCUACUGAUCUCCAACCUGACUGAACAAGACCAGGGAACAUACAGAUGUUCAAUCAACAACAACCAGUUCAUCGACAUCACUCUCAACAUUACAGACUGCAAACUGUCAGAGACUCAGGAGAAAGACAUUCACAAAUAUCCAGGAGAUUCUGUUCUCCUGCCCUGCACCUGCACUGACCAACGCACCACACCUACUGCAAACUGUCAGAGACUCAGGAGAAAGACAUCCACAAAUAUCCAGGAGAGUCUGUUCUCCUGCCCUGCUCCUGCUCUGACCAACACACCAAACCAGUAAGUGUGAAA
Pygocentrus nattereri (red-bellied piranha) is the source of this 1528-nucleotide messenger RNA. RefSeq names its product polymeric immunoglobulin receptor-like. The coding region runs from base 27 to 1520 and encodes 497 amino acids. Gene Ontology annotation, biological process: positive regulation of T cell proliferation; cell surface receptor signaling pathway; negative regulation of T cell proliferation. Gene Ontology annotation, cellular component: external side of plasma membrane. NCBI's taxonomy places the organism in Eukaryota, Metazoa, Chordata, Actinopteri, Characiformes, Serrasalmidae. The record is from RefSeq and is a predicted model, not a curated record. The transcript is spliced from 7 exons.